Cynara cardunculus var. scolymus (artichoke) is the source of this 3653-nucleotide messenger RNA. RefSeq names its product probable ATP-dependent DNA helicase CHR12. Gene Ontology annotation, biological process: positive regulation of transcription by RNA polymerase II. Gene Ontology annotation, molecular function: ATP-dependent chromatin remodeler activity; histone binding; ATP binding. Gene Ontology annotation, cellular component: nucleus. The coding region runs from base 127 to 3432 and encodes 1101 amino acids. The transcript is spliced from 13 exons. Lineage: Eukaryota; Viridiplantae; Streptophyta; Magnoliopsida; Asterales; Asteraceae. The record is from RefSeq and is a predicted model, not a curated record.
ACCAAUAAUUCUUUCGAGCACAAUUUCACAUGCUAACAACGUUGGCUCCAAAAUUUCUGGUAAAUUUUUGAAAAAAACAAGAAAUUUGAAAGAAGGGUGUAAAGGGGUUGUUGCGUGGCUCCCGCCAUGAGUGCUCAGGUGUUGGAGAGACAACGGAGCUCUUCGUCUUUGCCUGAAGACCAUGUAGACAACACCAAGACUCUGAUUUGUGCACUUAGUUUCCUUUCUCGCAAUCUCCCUCUUCCUCCUGACGUUUUCGAUGCUGUCUCCUCCAUCUACACCGCCGCCGCCGCUGAAGAUGGCGACGAUGGUGUUGACUCCGCCGCCCACGGUGGAUCUGACGGCGAUAAUCAAGUGGACGAUGCUUCAUCGCCUCUCAGGUGUAAUUAUGGUUUGCUCAUUGGAAAAUAUUGCAGUAAUAACCUUCAAUUUUCAAAUGGAGGAGAUUUAAUGGCAGACCUUGAGGAUGCUCUGGCUACGCGUCAAUCUAAUCACAUAACGGGUGCUGAAAUGGCAGAAGCAAGGAAAAAUCGGAUUGAGAGCCACAUCCAGAGUCGCUUGACUCAACUGGCAGAAUUGUCUACACACAGAGGUGAGGACCUGCAGUCAAAGUGCUUGCUUGAACUCUAUGGACUUAAGCUAGCGGAGCUGCAAAGAAAAGUGAGGUCAAAUGUGAGCUCAGAGUACAUGCUGUGCUUAAAUUGUGUGUAUCCUGAGAAGAAACUCUUUGAUUGGGGAAUGAUGCGGCUGUCUCGUUCUUCAUAUGGCGUGGGGGAUGCCUUUGCUGUUGACUCAGACAACCAUAUGAAGAAGAAACGUGAUGCUGAGAGACUAACAAAAUUGGAGGAGGAAGAAAAGAACAGAGUAGAAACUAGGAAGAGGAAAUUCUUUGCAGAAAUACUUAAUACAAUACGUGAACUCCAGUUGCAAGUGCAGGCUGCUCAGAAACGUCGGAAGCAGCGAAAUGAUGGUGUUCAGGCAUGGCAUGGAAGGCAGAGGCAGCGUGCUACUAGGCAAGAGAAAUUGAGGUUCCAAGCUUUAAAGUCAGAUGACCAAGAAGCUUACAUGAGAAUGGUUGAGGAAAGCAAAAACGAACGGUUAACAAUGCUUUUAGGGAAAACAAAUGAUCUCCUUGUUCGUUUAGGAGCUGCUGUUCGACGCCAGAAAGAUGCUGAGCAUGAUGGUAUUGAACCUUUGAAUGCACCAGAAGCCGGCUUGCAUGAUUCGUCUGCUAAAAAGACUGAAACUCCUAACGAAUCACUUCCAGAUGAGGACGAUGAUUUAGUUGAGACCAAACUUGAUAAUGGAGUAAAAACAUCCGACUUACUGGAAGGUCAACGACAAUAUAAUUCAGUCAUCCAUUCAAUUCAGGAGAAGGUAACGGAACAACCAUCAAUACUUCAGGGUGGAGAACUAAGACCUUACCAGUUAGAAGGGCUUCAAUGGAUGUUAUCUUUAUUUAAUAACAAUCUGAAUGGAAUAUUGGCUGAUGAAAUGGGAUUGGGCAAGACAAUUCAAACCAUCUCCUUAAUAGCAUAUCUCAUAGAAAACAAGGGCGUGACUGGGCCUCACUUAAUUGUGGCGCCGAAAGCUGUACUACCAAACUGGAUUAAUGAAUUUUCAACAUGGGCUCCAAGUAUCAGCGCUUAUCUUUAUGACGGACGUCUUGAUGAGAGAAAAGCAAUGAGAGAAGAGUUGUCAGAUGGAAAGUUUAAUGUGCUGAUCACCCACUACGAUCUUAUAAUGAGAGACAAAGCAUUUCUGAAGAAAAUUCCUUGGUACUACAUGGUUGUUGAUGAAGGACAUCGGUUAAAGAAUUCAGAAUCUGUGCUUGCAAAGACUCUUGUCUCCGGCUACCAAAUUCGACGAAGGCUUCUGUUAACCGGCACCCCAAUACAGAAUAGUUUACAAGAACUGUGGGCCCUGCUUAAUUUUCUCCUUCCCACCAUUUUCAAUUCUGUUGAGAAUUUUGAGGAGUGGUUUAAUGCACCAUUUGCAGAUAGAUGUGAUGUUUCUCUAACAGACGAAGAAGAGCUGUUGAUCAUUCGUCGACUACACCAGGUUAUAAGGCCAUUUAUUUUGAGAAGGAAGAAGGAUGAGGUGGAGAAGUACCUUCCACAGAAAACACAGGUCAUACUAAAAUGCGAUAUGUCAGCAUGGCAGAAAGUAUACUACCAGCAAGUCACCGAUGUUGGGAGGGUUGGAAUGGAUACUGGAACGGGUAAAUCCAAAAGUUUGCAAAACCUAUCGAUGCAGCUCAGAAAGUGUUGUAACCAUCCUUACCUAUUUGUGGGUGAAUAUAAUAUUUGGCGCAAGGAAGAGAUUGUGAGAGCAUCAGGAAAAUUUGAGCUACUUGAUCGGUUAUUACCUAAACUUCAUCGAGCAGGGCACAGAGUACUCCUUUUCUCACAAAUGACUCGUUUAAUGGACAUUCUCGAAGUAUAUCUUCAACUACAUGACUUUAAGUAUCUGAGGCUCGAUGGUUCAACAAAGACAGAAGAAAGAGGCACUUUGCUAAAGCAGUUUAAUGCUCCGGAUUCUCCUUUUUUCAUGUUUCUCUUGAGCACACGUGCAGGAGGUCUUGGUCUCAAUUUGCAAACGGCAGAUACUGUGAUUAUAUUUGAUAGUGAUUGGAACCCCCAAAUGGACCAACAAGCAGAGGAUCGAGCUCAUCGUAUUGGUCAAAAAAAAGAAGUGAGGGUCUUUGUUUUGGUCAGUGUUGGCUCGGUUGAAGAGGUGAUAUUGGAGCGGGCGAAGCAGAAGAUGGGCAUUGAUGCCAAAGUGAUACAGGCUGGAUUGUUUAAUACAACUUCCACAGCUCAAGAUAGGCGAGAGAUGCUUAAAGAGGUGAUGCGUAGAGGUACAAGUUCACUCGGAACAGAUGUACCAAGCGAGAGAGAAAUUAAUCGUCUAACGGCCCGAUCAGACGAGGAGUUUUGGCUUUUUGAGAAGAUGGAUGAUGAAAGAAGACAAAAAGAGAGGUACAGAUCUCGACUUAUUGAAGAUCAUGAAGUACCAGAUUGGGCUUACACCAAACCCGACAACCCAAAGGACAUGAGGGGUAAAGGGUUUGACUACGAAACUGCUAAUCUCUCUGGAAAACGACGUAGAAAAGAGGUCGUGUAUGCUGAUACGCUUAGUGAACUACAGUGGAUGAAAGCCGUUGAACAUGGAGAUCAGUACUUGAAACAUCACCCAGCUAAAGGAAGAAAGGAACAAAUACCUGAAAGCUCCAAUACUCGUAACAAUGUGGAAGAUGAUGUGAUGGAAUUGAAAAACGUAAGUGAACGUGGCUCGGGUUUGACGUUAAAAAGGAUGAAAUCCCCAAGAAACGAGCAUUUGAACGUGGAUGAUGGAAGUAGUAGUGGUGUUGGAGACUUGCCAACAUGGAAGACACAUAAGAAAAGAUCAAUCCUUCGUUAUGUCGGGUGAUUCUGGUAGAAUUUGUGUUUUUUGGGAUCCUGACGAUGAAAAUGUGGUGUUAGAAUUAUAUAGUUUUGUGUUGUAACAUGGUGCAAUAGGGUUAAGAUGGUUUACUUUGAGGCCAUUGACAGCAUAUGGGUUUUUGAUGGUGGCCAUUAUUAUUUCAGUGUAUCAUGUGCUACGCAUAUAAAGCAGUUCUGUAUGAUGUCACCCUGUGUUUUUCACUUAAA